UUCGCUGCAACUCCAUGGACUCCAUGUUCAAGCGCUGACCCCUGCAGAAAGGGCAACCGUUCAACCCUAACCCAGCUCUCACUUGUUGCGGGGUGCGGAGAUACUCUCUACUCCGUCCUUGACGCUGCUCCUAUUUCGGCCUCCGAUAAGAGCCAUAGAAAUUCUCCCUAUCGGUACACUUGCAAGCGGUCAGAGCUUGCUGAAUGAGGAGCUUGAACCUUGGUGGGGUUGACAACUUUGUUCGGAAUUGGCGGUCUCAGUCAGCAACUCGAUGCGAAUGGGAGGUGAAAUAAGACGCAGUGGAAGGGAGAGCUUCAACAACAGCGAGACAGUCUGUCGGCGACAUACCUAUCCCACAACCACAAUUAUCUUCGUAUCCCAUCGGCAUCGCCACUGGUCAACAUGGUCGGCCUCGGACCGAAGCCGCCCCCCUCUAGGAAGGGCACCGGCUCUCUCGUCGAUGCGCCGAAGGAUCUCCUUAAGGAGAUCAAGGUCCUUGAAGAGCUCUUCACCGUCGACACCGCCAAGCUCAAGCAGAUCACGGACCAUUUCGUCAAUGAGCUCACGAAAGGACUGAGCGUUGCGGGAGGCAGCAUCCCCAUGAACCCAACAUGGGUCAUGUCGAAACCGACCGGCUACGAGACGGGCACCUACCUGGCCCUUGACAUGGGCGGCACCAACCUGCGCGUCUGCCAAGUGACUCUGACGGAGCAGAAGUCCGAGUUUGAUAUUAUCCAGUCGAAGUACCGAAUGCCCGUGGAGUUGAAGACCGGCGACGCCGACGAGCUUUGGGAAUAUAUCGCCGACUGCCUGCUGCAGUUCAUUGAGACGCACCACGGCGACGUGUCCAAGAUGGAGAAGAUCCCCCUGGGUUUCACCUUCUCCUACCCGGCCACCCAGAACUACAUUGACGAGGGCAUCCUGCAGCGGUGGACCAAGGGCUUUGACAUUGCUGGCGUGGAGGGUCGCAAUGUCGUUCCCAUGUUCGAAGCAGCCCUUGCACGGCGGGGAGUCCCCAUCAAGCUGACCGCCCUCAUCAAUGACACUACGGGCACGCUCAUUGCCUCGGCAUACACCGACCCUAGGAUGGAGAUCGGAUGUAUCUUUGGCACGGGCUGCAAUGCUGCCUACGUAGAGAACUGCGGGUCCAUUCCGAAGCUGGCUCACCUGAACCUGCCGCCCGAGACGCCCAUGGCAAUCAACUGCGAGUGGGGUGCCUUCGACAACGAGCACAAGGUCUUGCCGCGGACAAAGUACGAUAUCACGAUUGAUAACGACUCGCCGCGCCCUGGCCAGCAGGCCUUCGAGAAGAUGAUUGCGGGUCUCUACCUCGGUGAGAUCUUCCGCCUGAUCAUGGUUGAUCUGCACGACAACCACGACGUGCACAUCUUUGCCGGCCAGGACAUCUCCAAGCUCCGGCGGCCGUACACUCUGGACUCGUCCUUCCUGUCGGCUAUCGAAGAGGAUCCCUUUGAGAACCUGUCCGAGACGCUUGACCUCUUCCAGACGAAGCUGAACAUCAGCCCCAACCUGGCGGAGCUCGAGCUCAUCCGGCGCACAGCCGAGCUGAUCGGCACCCGCGCGGCUCGUCUGUCGGCGUGCGGCGUCGCUGCCAUCAGCAAGAAGAAGAACCUGACCUCGUGCCACGUGGGGGCCGACGGGUCCGUCUUCAACAAGUACCCGCACUUCAAGGCCCGUGGCGCCCAGGCCCUGCGCGAGAUCCUCGACUGGCCCGAGAAGACUGACCCUAAGGAGGAAGAUCCGAUCGAGAUACUGGCUGCCGAGGACGGGAGCGGCGUGGGGGCUGCGCUGAUUGCAGCGCUGACCUUGCAGCGCGUCAAGGAUGGCAACAUGCACGGCAUUCUGCACCCGGAAAAUUUCAAAUAAGCAGACAAGCCUGACUUAGGCCUUGGACCGGAGGAACGGCGCGUUGGAGAGAUCUGGCUUAGAGAUAUUUGCCUGUGCAAAAUCUCGGUGGGAUAUUAGCAUCUGCGCACGGCGACGAUAGCUGAGGCAUUUGACUGCUCAGAGGGAAAAAAGACCGGGUCCUUGAACAUCUCUGG
This is a messenger RNA of Thermothielavioides terrestris NRRL 8126, 2063 nucleotides long. RefSeq lists its product as uncharacterized. Gene Ontology annotation, molecular function: D-glucose binding; fructokinase activity; glucokinase activity. Gene Ontology annotation, cellular component: mitochondrion; cytosol. Gene Ontology annotation, biological process: intracellular glucose homeostasis; glycolytic process; glucose 6-phosphate metabolic process. Bases 403 to 1887 code for a protein of 494 amino acids. The transcript has 6 exons. The record is from RefSeq and is a predicted model, not a curated record. Lineage: Eukaryota; Fungi; Ascomycota; Sordariomycetes; Sordariales; Chaetomiaceae.